Penicillium macrosclerotiorum is the source of this 2130-nucleotide messenger RNA. Its product is annotated as fungal specific transcription factor domain-containing protein. Bases 1 to 2130 code for a protein of 709 amino acids. Gene Ontology annotation, molecular function: zinc ion binding; sequence-specific DNA binding; DNA-binding transcription factor activity, RNA polymerase II-specific. The transcript has 5 exons. Lineage: Eukaryota; Fungi; Ascomycota; Eurotiomycetes; Eurotiales; Aspergillaceae. The record is from RefSeq and is a predicted model, not a curated record. Gene Ontology annotation, biological process: positive regulation of transcription by RNA polymerase II; DNA-templated transcription.
AUGAUUAUUGUUUCCAGAUAUGCACUGUCGCUUGAAAAUAAGAUCGCCGACUUAGAGUCUCAAAUACCGGAACACUCAUCGCGCCAUGAAUCGCAAACUUCAGAAGGCUGUUUUGCGGAAGAUUCACAAUUACCAGUCAGCGAAACAUCAGAGACGGCGAUUCUGGAGCCGGAAGAAAAUCAGGAGCAAGUUACUCAUUGCACGGCUGAUCCAAUCAUUGCCUCUGCAUCAAAUGAUCAUUCUUGCAACUCAAAUACGCAAGAAACGCAGACUUUUGCUGUUCCAAGGUGUCCCAGUCCGAGCAUCCCGCUCGCCUCACUCCUUCAACCAACAGUCUCAUCUGCGUUCUCGUUGCCCAAUGAUCGCUGUGGCCAUGCCAGUCUUUUAAUCAGCAUAUUGGCUACACUCACGAGUGGAAAUCCUUGUGGACUUCCUACCGCCGAGAAAAAUACCUUCCAAACUGUUCAUGCGUCUAAUUCUAUGAUAAGCCAAAGGAUUGAGCCAAUGCAAGCAACUCGGCUCUCAAACGAGGUCGAAGAUUCGCUUAUCCGAAUUUACCUGGAAAGAGUCAAUCCGCGAUAUCCAUUUCUUCAUGUGGACACCUUUCUAGGCUGGUAUAAAUCAUGGAAAACGCGCAGGUUGGUAGAGCAGUCUGCUGAUAGAAAGGACCUAUGGAAGGACUUCUUCGUGACGAUGGUUCAAUCCGUCAGCAUCCUCCUGACUCCACAAGUAUCCUUGAAUGAUAUUGCAACAUCCCAGCUUCUAUACAACACCGCAAUAAAAUAUGUGCCGUUCGUUUUCGCCAAUCUUGAUCCAAUUCUACAAGCUCAGGCCUACCUUCUUUUGACAUUGCAUGCCCUUCACUCACCGUCAUCCGAAAUGAUAAUUACCAUGGUGUCCACUGCAAUGCGCCAUUGUGUGAUUCAUAAUCUUCAUCUAUCUGAGCUAGAGCCAAAAGUGCCUUUUCCAGCCUUUUCGCAGCAAGUCCAGAUCCGACGCCGAGUGUUUUGGUCAGUAUAUGCGUUGGACCGACUCGUUAGCUGGAUUUAUCACAUCCCAAAUAAUAUUAUCGAUGACCAUAUUACAGUAGAGCUAUUUUCAAAUGUGGAAGACACGAAUCUUCAUUGGGAUACCGCAAAUAUGAACCACCCUCCAACCCAGGACCUUUUUCAGAAAACGCGAAUAUCUCCGGCGCUCCAUCUAAUACGCUGCAGAUGCAUUCAAUCCCGAAUUAUUACCACGAUGAUGCGAUCUGAUUUCCAUCGAAUUGAUUCUUCAACGCCUUGGAGAGGGCAUAUGAUAGACGAGCUAGAAAGCUGGAAGUCUCAGGUGGAGCGCCUAAGUCACAGAGCAAAUAGAGGCUACCUGAGUGACCGAUGGGUAGGCAUGGCAUAUAACUACACGAUCGCCCUUUUACAUCAGCCCUCUAAAGCCAAUGUCUGCAAUGGAUUUGGUGAACGGUCAAUCGAAGCUGGUGUCCAGAUCGCUUUGACAUUCAGAACCUUUCAGAAGGAUCGACAGACAGCACAGCUAUGGCCUGGGCUUCUGAGCCAAUUUACUGUUGGCGUCACCAUUUUGUACUGCUUCUGGGCAACUCCACCUGCGUACCGCUCUGCAACAUAUAAAAAACCAAAUGUGGCAGAGGCAUUGCGGGCUUGCUCAACGGCUUUGGCAAUUCUAUCGGAACGUUGGGUUCAAGCAGAGCCCUUGCGAGAUGUUUUUGACGUGCUCGCCAAAGAAAUUCCGCUAUAUGAAGUACCUAAUACCGUCUUUUCUCCAAGGAGUAUUACUACCGAAUCCGCCGAUCUCAUCAAAGUGAAGAUGGGCGUAUUGGAGAACAUCGUUAAGAACAGGGUAGUUCUUCGUAUGCUCCAAGAAAUUAUUGCAGAGGAUUUUCCAUCGAGUCCAAAUGCUACUUUCCGACCUAGGCAUUUAGAAAAAGAUGGCACGCUCGAAAAUGGAGGAGGGCAUCUGUGCUCUGAACACUGUGCGCUGUUUCACGGUACACCGUUUCUGGACUCCAUGCCGAAUGUGACUCACUCUGCAUCCGACGGGGAAUUCGAUGAAGCAUAUGCAGGAUAUGAAGAGAACUUAGUAUUUCCUGAGCUGUUUGGUUCGGCUGAGUUCUAG